Molecule: messenger RNA, 944 nt
Organism: Cladophialophora immunda
Lineage: Eukaryota; Fungi; Ascomycota; Eurotiomycetes; Chaetothyriales; Herpotrichiellaceae
Exons: 5
Coding region: 138-944 (268 amino acids)
Molecular function (GO): oxidoreductase activity, acting on the CH-OH group of donors, NAD or NADP as acceptor
Source: RefSeq, a predicted model, not a curated record
CUGAAUCUGACGGCUAGGCUGAUCGAGUUUUUUUCCGACGACACGCUCGUAUUUAUACCCAUCCAGUGCCUUCGCUAGGAAGCCUCAGUCUCGGAGACGUCAUCGCCGUAUCAACAAGUCUUUGGAGAAACUCGAAAAUGACUAAAGGCGUGGCAGUCGUGACAGGGUCUUCCCAGGGGCUCGGCCGUGCUAUCGCCAGCCGCCUUUCCCGCGACGGGUUCGCCGUGGUGAUCAACGACAUCGCCAGCAAACAGGCCCAGAUCGACGCAGUGGUGAAAGAGAUCGAGGCGUCCGGGGGCAAGGCGAUCGGCAUCGCCGCCGACGUGACGAAACGGGCCGAGGUCCAGGACCUCGUCGACAAGGCAACCGAAAAGCUGGGACACUUGCAGGUCAUGGUCGCCAACGCCGGCCUCGCGCACGCAGACGGCAUUUUCGAGCUGACCGAGGAGCAUGUCCAGCGCAUCCUCAACGUCAACAUUGCCGGAGUCUUCAACUGCUUCGUGGUCGCCGGGAAGAAGAUGGUGGACCAGCGCAAAGGCGGUAAAAUCAUGGCGGCGUCGAGUAUCGCGGCGUUCAAGGGCAUGGCGCUGGUCUCGGCGUACACUGCUUCGAAGUGGGCCGUCAGAGGUCUGACGCAGACUUUUGCCGUCGAGUUAGGUGCCCUCUCCAAGGACCACGAGAAAACUAUCAACGUCAAUUGCUAUGCCCCAGGAAUUGUCGGGACGCCGAUGUGGUCGGUCAUGGAAGACAAGUUGCAAGACAUGAACGCGCCGAAGAAGGACGACCAGAAGUAUAUCGACGCGUUCGCAUUGUCGAUGACUACGCUAGGGAGAGUCUCCGUGCCAGAGGACGUGGCCAACGCGGUGAGCUUCCUAGCCGGGCCUGACUCGGACUGGGUCACCGGACAGAGCUUGGUCGUGGAUGGCGGAAUUGCUUUCAACUGA